GCAAAUUGCAGCGAUUGCGGAAAUAAACAAGCGGGUAGUGAGAGGAGAGAGGGACUGCGAACCGAUUGCAACUUCGGCAAAGUCUCGUAGAAUCCAAAGCACACAAGGCAAAACCAGAGAGAAUCUGAGAACCAGCCAGCCCGGGUUGGAUCGCUUUCAAAAGAGGAGAGACAGUGAGAGAGGCAGAGAGCGCGCAUUGCAAUUGCAGAAGCCUCCUGAUUUGGAGAAAAAAAAAAAAAAAAUCUCCAAGAAGCCUGCAAUUGGCCAACAGCUUAAAAAAAAAUCUCUUCCGGGUUUUCAACGGUUCCAAGUUUAUUAAGAUAUCUUUUUAAUGCAAAAAAAAAAAAAAAGGGGGACAACAAAUGAAGCAAUUCGUCUGAACAUUUUAAAGUUUCUCACGUACUCUUUUUACAUUGCAAUGGAUGAAUUUCAUCCUUUCAUCGAAGCACUUCUGCCCCACGUCCGAGCCUUCGCCUACACAUGGUUCAACCUGCAGGCCCGAAAACGAAAAUACUUCAAGAAACAUGAAAAGCGUAUGUCAAAAGAAGAAGAGAGAGCCGUGAAGGAUGAGUUGCUAAGUGAAAAACCAGAGGUCAAGCAGAAGUGGGCGUCCCGACUUCUGGCCAAGUUGCGGAAAGACAUCCGACCCGAGUACCGAGAGGAUUUUGUUCUUACAGUUACAGGGAAAAAGCCGCCAUGUUGUGUUCUUUCCAACCCAGACCAGAAAGGCAAGAUGCGAAGAAUUGACUGCCUCCGCCAGGCAGACAAAGUCUGGAGGUUGGACCUGGUUAUGGUGAUUUUAUUUAAAGGUAUUCCGCUCGAAAGUACUGAUGGCGAGCGCCUUGUAAAGUCCCCGCAGUGCUCUAACCCAGGGCUCUGUGUCCAGCCCCAUCACAUAGGGGUUUCUGUUAAGGAACUCGAUUUAUAUUUGGCAUACUUUGUGCAUGCAGCAGAUUCAAGUCAAUCUGAAAGUCCCAGCCAGCCAAGUGACGCUGACAUUAAGGACCAGCCAGAAAAUGGACAUUUGGGCUUCCAGGACAGUUUUGUCACAUCAGGUGUUUUUAGUGUGACUGAGCUAGUAAGAGUGUCACAGACACCAAUAGCUGCAGGAACUGGCCCCAAUUUUUCUCUCUCAGAUUUAGAAAGUUCUUCAUACUACAGCAUGAGUCCGGGAGCAAUGAGGAGGUCUUUACCCAGCACAUCCUCUACCAGCUCCACAAAGCGCCUCAAGUCUGUGGAGGAUGAAAUGGACAGUCCUGGUGAAGAGCCAUUUUACACGGGCCAGGGCCGCUCCCCGGGGAGCGGAAGUCAGUCCAGCGGGUGGCACGAAGUGGAGCCAGGAAUGCCAUCUCCAACCACACUGAAGAAGUCGGAGAAGUCUGGUUUCAGCAGCCCCUCCCCUUCGCAGACCUCCUCCCUGGGAACGGCAUUCACACAGCAUCACCGACCUGUCAUUACAGGACCCAGAGCAAGCCCACACGCGACACCAUCGACUCUUCAUUUUCCGACAUCACCCAUCAUCCAGCAGCCUGGGCCUUAUUUCUCCCACCCGGCCAUCCGCUAUCACCCUCAGGAGACGCUGAAAGAGUUUGUCCAACUUGUCUGCCCUGAUGCUGGUCAGCAGGCUGGACAGGUGGGGUUCCUCAAUCCCAAUGGGAGUAGCCAAGGCAAAGUGCACAACCCAUUCCUUCCCACCCCAAUGUUGCCACCGCCGCCGCCACCACCGAUGGCCAGGCCUGUGCCUCUGCCGGUGCCAGACACAAAGCCUCCGACCACGUCAACAGAAGGAGGUGCAGCCUCCCCCACCUCACCAACCUACUCGACACCCAGCACCUCCCCCGCAAACCGAUUCGUCAGUGUUGGACCACGGGAUCCAAGCUUUGUAAAUAUCCCUCAACAGACACAGUCCUGGUACCUGGGAUAAAAGUCGCAGCGUCCCACCAUCCACCAGACAGACCACCUGACCCCUUCUCAACUCUGUAACAUGGACGCAUCCUCAACCCAGCGCGGUUACAACUUCACUGUCACUGGAAGGGGAGAAUCAAAUCAACUUGUACAUGGAAACAGCGAGCAUUAUGGUCCAACAGCAAAGGCCAUAACCUUUUGGGAUUUUUUUUUUUUUAAUACUUUAGGGACUGUUGUAAUUUUCUCAUAUGGUGCUGGAAAUGGUUGGGCUUUGUAACAUUUGAAGUGUUUCCGUGGUAGCGUGAGCAUUAGGCGAUGCGGCUGGAGGAGGUCUACCCUUGCUCACUGACUUCCGCUGUAACACACUUCCCUUACAGAGCCUGGCUGUUUCACAGUAUUUCAUGAAUUUACCCACACAGGUGUGAGCCUCCUUGAGCAGUCAGGGGGCCCAUGGAGAACUAAAUCUUUUGUAGUAGCUGAGAUCUGCAAUAUAUAACUUACGGGACAGUCAAAGGGCAAUGUUUUUCUGUAACAUAUUGGACAAAGAAAAUGCAGUUAAGUUCCUCUCUUAUUUUUUCUUUUAGUUUGGUUUGGUUCAGCAGUCAGCAGUUAAAUAUAUAACAUGGCCCGCAAGGACAGUGAAUCCACUCACGUUGCAGAACAAUUCCGAAAAUGACAAACUACUACUACUACUAUUCAGUUUUUUAAAAGUUUUGAAAUGCUGCACUUACAUUUAAAAAAAAAAAAAAAAAAAAAAACAUUUUUUCAACAAUUUCAACAAUGACACACAAAUUCACAUGGAAAUGGGGAAGAUGGUCUGUUUUGACAGAAACUGACAGGAAUCAAUCAAAACAAUCGAAUUUUGAAUUGAGUAAAGUGCAAUUUCAUUGGAUAGCUAAAUAUCUUUGUAAGAUAGAGAUUGUUGAAAAUUCUAUUUUUGUUUUUCAAGUCCUUCCACCCCAGGACUCUAAAUUAUUGGGGUAAAAAACAGCCUUGCAAGAAAAAGGGGAGCUAUUUUUGCUUUUUAUGUUUUUUAUUGUUAAACUUGUAUCCCUUUAAAAACUGAAGGAAAAUUUAAAAAAAAAAACAAAAAAAAACAAAUCUAAUGGUGCUUUUACCACAAUAUGUUAACUACAUUAAAUGCUAAUUAAUUAUUUUCUGUUAUCAAAGCACAUAAGUAAAAUGAAAUCAUGGUAUCUGUUAAUUUUAUAAGCUAGAAGUCACUAUAAUGGAUUAUGCCAAUUCUGAAAAUUUUUACAUGUAUCCAGCAACAUAGGAUUUAUCAGUUAUCAGACACGUCAUUGUACCAGAGAUUGUCCAGAAAUUUUAAAGACCUUUGGGCCCCUGAACUGGGCUAUGGGAAAAUAAUAUUAAUAAUAAUAAUGAAGCCAAUAUUGACACAAAUGCUGGUGCCCAUUCAGAUCAAGGGUACUUGUUAGGGAAAAAAAAAAAAGUUUGCACCCCCAAAAUAUCCUGUAUCUUAUGUAAAAAACAAACAAACAAACAAAAAAAAACAAAAAAAACACAGAAAACAAACAAAAAAAAAAUGACAAAAAAAGUGCAAGUGAUUUUUCUACCAGACAGCGAAGCACCCCUUUGCUUCCCAUGCAACUUCAAGAAGGUUUCCUAUACUAUACAUAUAUAUACGUUCUGGUCGGCAAGCCCUGCUGAUCAGAGAAAGUCUCUGCAUGUUCUAGUGUUAGUAACUAAUUUUUAUAUAGUUAAUGUAGGAUAAAGUAGAGUGCAUUAAGACACAAUAUUGUAAUCCCUACUCUAGGCACUUGCCUUUAAACUAUGUUUUUCAGCCCUUCAGAAGGGUUCUACUACUGUCCUAUACAAUCAAGUAACUGAAAUUCUUGGGAAGACACUUUGCUCCUCAUCUUUCCCCCCCGAAACAAUGUUGUUUUGUUUUGUUUUUUUUCCUUAAUUUGCACGAAAACAAAAAUUCCAUAUCAAUGUGCCUUGCCCUGGAUAGCGAUUAUUUGUGGAAUUGUUGCACAUGCUCCUCUAUUGAAAGGGGUUUUUCCCUAGUCAAGCAUUUGGAGACACUUUUUGUAAAUGUGACUUUUAUGUCAGCCAUCGUCAGUUUCAACAUCUAGAACUAAAUAGAGAGUUAGUUGUUCCGCAGAUAGGAGUAGUCUUUAUUGUCCUCUGUGGUCAGUGGCAGUGCUAUUCUGAGAUCUGUAGAUGCUUAGAAUAUCAGUAUUUUGGAUGUUGCUGCAUUUUACAAUUUAUUUGGAGUCUUCCUUUAUUUCCCCCUCCCACCCCCAGAUAUAUGAAAAUAUGCAAUACCUGCUUAUAUCGUGUAGAAAAGCUUAGCGAUGAUUAAUUUUUCUUUUAUUUUUUUUAUUUGACCAAAGUCGGUGCUGCACUUGACGCAGUGUGUUUUAGGUGUCUGUCUUCGUACCUUUUUUUUGUGAUUUUUGAAUGCACGUGCGCAGGAAGGGCUCCUCUUAGAGAAGCAGUCAAACUGUGAAGCACUAAGCUGACCCUGCUUCAAGCAAUUUUGUUUUUACAACUGUUCCUUUCACAAGCAAGCCUUAAAAAAAAAAAAAAAAA
This is a messenger RNA of Sus scrofa (pig), 4464 nucleotides long. RefSeq names its product nuclear factor I A (gene NFIA). Gene Ontology annotation, molecular function: RNA polymerase II cis-regulatory region sequence-specific DNA binding; DNA-binding transcription factor activity, RNA polymerase II-specific. NCBI's taxonomy places the organism in Eukaryota, Metazoa, Chordata, Mammalia, Artiodactyla, Suidae. The record is from RefSeq and is a predicted model, not a curated record. Gene Ontology annotation, biological process: regulation of transcription by RNA polymerase II. Gene Ontology annotation, cellular component: nucleus.